AUGUCCGGCGCUGAUGUGGUCUCUGCGGUGGAAGGGGCCUCAGCUGUGUUUCCGUGGACUUUCACCCACCCACCCACUGACGUCGCCCUGUUCGGUUCCGUGAUCUGGUACAGGGUGGAAUCAGGUGCUAAAAAGCUGGUGCUUAAUUGCACAUUUCCCAGUUCCGGCCGCUCCGCGUGCGAAAUAGCGACACAGGAGACUGGAGGAGGGCGGUUCGGAUUCGUGGGGAACUUCAUUCAGAGGGACAUUUCGAUAAUGGUGCAGCGUCUGAACCGGAGUGACGGUGGUCGGUAUUGGUGCCAGGUGGAGCUCAAUACUAAUAAAUUUCGAACAGUGGUUCUAACGGAGCUCUCUGUGAGAGCUCCCGGCGAGAGUGUCUCUGUGAUUACUGGAACUGAGGGAGCUUCGGCCACGUUACCCUGUGAGUUCACACGGCCUCCGCAGAACCUCACCGCACACACGGUGACGUGGAUGAGGAAGGAUCCCGACCGACACAUCGCCACCUUCAGGCACCAAGGAAAUGGAUCGUGGGCAGCGGAGAACGGAGCGACUCGGUACGAGCUCGUCGGGAAGCCAGAACUGGGAAACGCCUCGACCAGGAUAAAGCAGUCUGCUGUUGAGGACGCUCACGGUUACCUGUGUCUGGCUGAGUUCAGGGACUCGGACUACCGUUAUCCACACUUCUACGGACACCAUCUCAAUCCUCCAUAUAUCCAUGUGUCCCAGAGUGAGGUCAGGCUGCGGGUCAGACCUGGGACAGACGCUUUUGCCGAGUUUAUGUUGUGUAUCCCACUCGGAUUGAAAACUCUCGUCCUGUUAGUGAUGGGCGCCGUUCUCUACUGUGACUUACUCGGUGGCUUACUUACACUAAUUGUGAAGUCCAGGACCUGUGGCCAAAGACUCGGGAAUACGUGGUACCACAUCUUGCUGGGCAGAAAUUUCUCCACCCCCGAGUGUGAUGAAAUUACAGAGCAGUCUCCGGCUCAAAAUGUAGAGGAAGCCCGGUCGCUAAAUAUACUCAAGAAAGAGACAAUUUCCGAAUGA
Molecule: messenger RNA, 1044 nt
Organism: Mobula hypostoma (lesser devil ray)
Lineage: Eukaryota; Metazoa; Chordata; Chondrichthyes; Myliobatiformes; Myliobatidae
Exons: 4
Coding region: 1-1044 (347 amino acids)
Biological process (GO): regulation of osteoclast development; regulation of actin cytoskeleton organization; regulation of bone resorption
Cellular component (GO): plasma membrane
Source: RefSeq, a predicted model, not a curated record